AGAAAGUAUGAUAACCUCAAACUGUUUCUCAAUUAUUAUUACAAAAGUUGUGGAUGAAAUGAGGAAGAGAGGAGACGUGUUCAAGAAAUACACGUAAUUGGUAUUUGAGGAUUAGCAGGUAGCAGCUGGCGACGGUGGCGAUGGCGAUGAAGGGGAAAGUUUGUGUUACAGGGGCUGGAGGGUUUAUUGCUUCAUGGGUGGUCAAGCUUCUGCUUUCCAGGGAUUAUAUUGUCCACGGAACUGUCAGGGAACCCAGCGAUGCUAAGUAUGCUCACUUAACGAAAUUUGAUAAAGCCAACGAGAAUUUGCAACUGUUUAAGGCUGAUUUACUGGACUACCAGUCCCUGCGUACCGCGAUUGCAGGAUGUGAUGGAGUUUUCCAUGUUGCCUGUCCAGUUCCUUCCACAACUUCAUCAAACCCCGAGACAGAAGUGAUUGGACCUGCUGUAAAGGGCACACAUAAUGUGCUUGAAGCUUGUGUUGAAGCAAAAAUUAAGCGAGUCGUUGUCGUAUCCUCAGUUGCUGCUGUGUUUUCCAAUCCCAGUUGGCCUCGAAGUCGAGUAAUGGAUGAAAGUUGUUGGUCUGAUACGGAGCACUGCAGAGCUUCUAAGGACUGGUAUUUUCUGGCAAAAACAAAAGCUGAAAGUGAAGCCUUGGAGUUUGGGAGAAGAUGUGGGCUUGACGUUGUGACUAUUUGUCCUACCCUCGUUAUCGGGCCAGUUUUGCAGCCAACAGUCAAUGCCAGCACCUUGGUUCUUCUCAGAAUUCUAAAAGAAGGGUCCGAGUCAAUGGAGAACCGGCAACGGAUGUUAGUAGAUGUACGUGAUGUAGCAGAGGCACUAAUUCUUUUAUAUGAGAAGAGGGAGGCAGAAGGAAGGUACAUUUGUACAGCGCAUUCAAUUGAGACACGGGAGCUGGUGGAUGCACUGAAGAGCAAGUAUCCUGAUUAUAGCUAUCCAAAGAAGUUGAGUGAAUGGAAAGCGGAGCCAAUAAGUCUGAGCUCGGAGAAACUGCAAAGAUUGGGUUGGAAGUAUCGGCCAUUGGAGGAGACGCUUGCAGAUGCUGUCCAGAGUUUCAAAGACGCCGGCAUGCUGGAGUGAUGUCACUGGUCGCUCUCUUUUGCCCUCUCUCGCUCUUGGCUGCUCUUUUGUAUUGUUUAUUACCAUCUCUGUCUCAGUUAUCACUCUGUUGUUACUUGUUACUGAAGUGAAACACUCAACCGCAAUUCAGAACUUUUUUUCUAAAUCACCAAAGUACGAGCUAUAGCUACGUAUUCAAUAUUUUUAGUAUUCACUAUUCAGACUUUUGAAAAGAGUGAGAAGAUGGGAAGACUUUCAUGUUUACACACAAAACCUGCCCGAAUGGGUAAGCUGUAUGUCAAAGCUUUCGGAUUUGGUUGUUAAAUCUCAAUAAUGCUCAUGAUAUUUAGGAUGA
Cucumis sativus (cucumber) is the source of this 1434-nucleotide messenger RNA. RefSeq names its product cinnamoyl-CoA reductase 2. The record is from RefSeq and is a predicted model, not a curated record. Gene Ontology annotation, molecular function: oxidoreductase activity, acting on the CH-OH group of donors, NAD or NADP as acceptor. NCBI's taxonomy places the organism in Eukaryota, Viridiplantae, Streptophyta, Magnoliopsida, Cucurbitales, Cucurbitaceae. Bases 141 to 1100 code for a protein of 319 amino acids. The transcript has 6 exons.